AGAAUGGAGAAAAUGUUGAACGUGGAGAUGUUAGGUUAGGCUUCCACAUGGCGAAAAUAGACCUUUUCAAUUCAUGGAUGCGUAGCAGAAGAAAGUAGUUGGGGGCAGUUGGGAAAUGACGAUGCAGUGUUCAUUUCUUCUCUCUUUCUCUCUCACACACAGACACACACUUUCUUGCCAGAAGCCAUGGGCAACACAUCUUCCAUGCUCACCCAAUACGACAUCGAAGAGGUUCAGCAACACUGUCAACACGCUUUUACGCAGCAGGAGAUUGUUUCUCUGUACCAACGCUUCUGUCAACUCGAUCGCAACAACUGUGGUUUUAUCUCUUCUGAUGAAUUCCUCUCCAUUCCCGAAUUCGCCGUCAAUCCUCUCUCUCAGAGUUUGUUGAGGAUGCUGGACGGAUUGAACUUCAAGGAAUUCGUGGCCUUCUUGUCUGCCUUCAGUCCCCGCGCCACUCUACACCAAAAAAUUCAAUUCAUUUUCAAGUUGUAUGAUACCGAUUGCAAUGGAAAAGUGACCUUCCAUGACAUGCUCAGGGCUUUGAGGGAUUUGUCAGGAUCCUUCAUGUCUGAGCAACAGAGAGAGGAAGUUCUGACACAGGUCCUUGAGGAAGCUGGCUAUGCAAAGGAUUCUUCAUUAGUCUUGUCUGACUUCGUGAAGGGUCUGAACAUAGAUGUGGAGAAGGAAAUCAAGUAACAAUGCAAUGAUGACUUGAUAAUGUCAAAUGGGAGUUCUAUUUUAUAGAUUUAUCCUGUAAAUUAGAAGGCCCAGUUGCCCAUAUGAUGCAUAUAUAUUAGCUUGCAGUGGUAAAGGUCUCUUACUUACACCUGCCAAUAUGUUAAACCAAGGUAAUAUUUUCAUUUGGUUUAUAGGUCGCAAUUAGCAUAAAACUCAUGAUUGUCCCUUGGUCAGUGGAUAUUGCAUUUUCAUACUCAUGACUGUCUAAGGGUCAUACAACAGAAUUCUAGCUCAUGAUUGUUUGAGGGUCUUACCCUCAUACGACCCAUUCUUGUUUUACACCGUGCAUACUGAAAACUGCUCUUAGUUUGACAUCUGUUACUGUGCUACCUUUCAUAUGGAAAUGCUUGACCAUCAUCCCUUUUGC
Messenger RNA from Vigna radiata var. radiata (mung bean), 1108 nucleotides. Its product is annotated as calcineurin subunit B. The transcript is spliced from 6 exons. The record is from RefSeq and is a predicted model, not a curated record. The coding region runs from base 187 to 699 and encodes 170 amino acids. Gene Ontology annotation, molecular function: calcium ion binding. NCBI's taxonomy places the organism in Eukaryota, Viridiplantae, Streptophyta, Magnoliopsida, Fabales, Fabaceae.